ACCGCAUGCGACAGCGGGGCCUCCUCUGCGACAUCGUGCUCCAUGUGGCCAACAAGGAGAUCAAGGCACACAAGGUGGUGCUGGCCUCCUGCAGUCCAUACUUCCACGCCAUGUUUACAAUAAGCAAGACAAAGAUACCCAAGAGCAGAGGAGCAGCUCAAAGUAUUUAUUAACAAUAAACUGGAACAUCAACUGGCUGGUCAAGAGUGGAGAACCCAGCACCGGCUGCAGUAAGCAGGAGAUAGGUGAUCAUUGAUGCGUGCGCACUGUGGCAGCGCAGUGUGUAGAUCCGUGAGGAAUCCUCAGUUGAAGAGUUGUGAGUUUAAAGAACAAGCACACAGCAAACUAGAAAGUAACCACACUCCCGACACACGGGCAGAGGCGAGGAAUCAUCCGUUGAAAAGUCGUGAGUGCAGACAAUAAGUGUACAGCAAACUGGAAGGUAACCGCACUACCAACACGUGGGCAGAGAUGGGCAACCAAACAGAUACACGAUACAGGACUAACUAGGAAGAGAGUGCAAGGUAAGUUACUUCACACCCAACAACAAUCUAUCAAAGAUACUGGCACAACAAAGGGAUUAAGUAGGCAGUGAAUCAGCUGAGAACCAGGUGCUGCUAGCACGCUAAUUAGUGGCAUGAUCAGCAUUCCCCUGGGGACAAUCAGGGUUCCCAUGUAAACACUGAUCAUGCAUGCCGACAGCACCUGAGACACAUUAGGGAGAGAAAUAACAAAACAAACAGACCAAAUCACUGUACUCUCCAGAACCUCUGCGCCUCUGCCUGACAUCGAUCAGUCUCCUGACCGUAUACGACGGAGAGCCUUCAAUUAGAUGUGGAGGAGGUGGGACGGGUGUGGUGGCAUGUAAAUUGGAACGUAAAACCGAUUUCAUUUUGGAGACAUCAAAAGACAGGAUGAAUGCAUUUGAGGUAAGGAGGUAACUUAAGACAGACCAACACCAGACUAAUGGAUAUAGGAAAUUUGGGGACUCAAAUUGGGGUCAACCAAACCUUCUGACAGCAUACAUAAGAUGGGGGCUUAGACCGACUCCUUAGACAGCGGUUGGAGGAGACUAGCCGGGGGGUUACAGGAGGUCUUAUUAUUCACAUGAACAGGGCUAGAGGCUACAAACCGUCCACCAGAAUCGCUGUCUAAUGAGUGUCUGGGUGCGAGUCGCCCCUGGAUGACAAGUGACGUUGGAUGAGUGGCACAUCUAUAGCUGGGCAUGUAGCGGGGGACGCUGUGUUUUUUAGCGCAGCACAGACUUUAGCCUCCACCUCCCAGGAUAUCAUGCCCACCACUCGACUUGACAUUCUACAGGUGGGUAGAAUGGUAUCCGGUAGGAUGGUGGAGAUCGAGACAAUGAGUCGGGCUUGAUAUUUUUAGAGCCGGGCGAUACAAGAGGACGAAAUUAAAGAGAGUAAAAAAUAGUGCCCAGAUGUUUGCUGCUACGAAUGUACUCUAGGUUCUUAUUAUCAGUCCAGACCACGAAAGGUACCACCGAACCCUCUAACCAAUGACGGCACUCGCCCAAAUCCAGCCGGACAGCUAGCAAUAAUCUGUUACUGACAUUGUAGUUCCAUUCUGCUGGUGUUAAGCAGUGCGAAAAAAGGCACACGGAUGCAUCUUUCCAUCGAAGGAAGAGCGCAAAAAUCAGUGCGGGUGGAGGUGAGAUCCAUCAGAGGCGCAGCGAGUAGCCUUAAAUUCUGAAUAAACCUACGAUAGAAAUUAGCAAACCCCAGAAACCUCUGCAAAGCCUUGCAGGAGUAAUUUUUAUUUAAAUGCUCUGUUGGAUUUUCAGAGAUGAAGGGGACUGGCUUGGUGGACUGGGUGAUGACGGUCAAGGGCCUGCCACUGAGGGUGUGGGUAGUGAUCGGUACAUCCAACUGAGAGUCCUGAUAAGACCCUUACCACCUCCUGACCUUGAGCCGAGCGAUCGAACACUCGGCGGAGCUCCAUGGAGAAGGCAUGAAAUGAAGCACAGCAGGGAUGUCUGUUAUCCCACAAGGAGGCUCCCCAUUCACCUGCCCGUCCGGUGAGGAGUGUGAUAACACAAACCACCUUCAUUGUCUCCAACAGGAAAGCAGAGGGUUGUAAAGUGAAAAACAAGGAACUUUCUGAAAGGAAAGUGCUGCAGGAUCCCGCCUCACCUGAGAACGAGUUGGAUGAUGAAUAUAAGCCUCUCAGCAUCCAGAAACGUGGGGAACCACCAGAGCCGGCGAGGGCGCUUUCUGAGUGAGACCAGGAUCGGGAGUUGUUGAACGACAGAGGUGAGCUCAUCGAGCUGUGACGCCAUCAUAUCCAUGGAAGGUAACACACUCCCAACAUGCGGGCAGAGAUGAGGAAUCCUCUGUAGAAAAGUUGUGAGCACAGAAAAUAAGCGUACAGCAAACUGGAAGGUAACCGCACUCCCAACACGCAGGCAGAGACGGGCAACCAAACAGAUACACGAGACAGGACCAACUAGGCAGAGAGAGCGAGAUGAGAUGUCAGAGAGCCGUCAGACCCACGUGACCCUGCAUGAUAUUGACUCUCAGGCCCUAGAGCAGCUGGUGCAGUACGCUUACACUGCCGAGAUUGUAGUAGGUGAAGGAAACGUGCAGACCCUCCUGCCUGCAGCUAGUCUCCUACAACUCAAUGGAGUGAGAGAUGCCUGCUGUAAAUUCCUCCUCAGCCAACUGGACCCCUCCAACUGCCUAGGCAUCCGUGGCUUUGCAGACACUCACUCCUGCAGUGACCUGCUCAAGUCGGCCCAUAAAUAUGUCCUGCAGCACUUUGUGGAGGUGUCGAAGACUGAGGAGUUUAUGCUGCUACCUUUGAAACAGGUGCUGGAUCUGAUCUCCAGUGACAACCUGAACGUCCCAUCUGAGGAGGAGGUGUACAGGGCCGUGCUGAGCUGGGUCAAGCAUGACAUUGAUGGGCGGAGGCAACAAGUGCCCCGUCUGAUGAAGUGUGUGCGGCUACCCCUGCUGACAAGAGACUUUCUCAUGAGUAACGUGGAUACAGAGCUGCUGGUGCGACACCACUCUGAGUGCAAAGACCUGCUGAUCGAGGCUCUGAAGUAUCACCUGAUGCCUGAGCAGAGAGGCGUGCUCAGCAACAGCCGUACCCGUCCACGGCGUUGUGAGGGUGCCAGCCCGGUUCUCUUUGCCGUAGGUGGAGGCAGUCUUUUUGCUAUUCAUGGAGACUGUGAGGCCUAUGACACCAGGACAGACCGCUGGCACAUGGUGGCUUCCAUGUCAACACGGCGGGCACGAGUUGGUGUGUCUGCUAUUGGAAAUAAGCUCUACGCUGUGGGCGGGUAUGAUGGCACCUCUGAUUUGGCAACUGUAGAGUCGUAUGAUCCAGUAACCAAUGCGUGGCAGCCUGAGGUCUCCAUGGGAACGAGGAGGAGCUGUUUAGGUGUGGCGGUACUGCAUGGGCUGCUAUAUGCUGCAGGAGGAUAUGAUGGUGCUUCCUGUCUCAACAGUGCGGAGAGGUACGACCCUCUGACCAGUACCUGGACCUCUGUCGCUGCCAUGAGCACCAGGAGGAGAUAUGUCAGAGUGGCUACUUUAGAUGGCAGCCUGUAUGCGGUUGGUGGGUAUGACAGCUCUUCACACUUAGCCACAGUAGAAAAGUAUGAACCACAGAGUAAUACCUGGACUGCCAUUGCCAACAUGCUUAGUAGGAGAAGCAGUGCAGGGGUGGCAGUACUGGAGGGCAUGCUUUAUGUUGCUGGGGGCAAUGAUGGAACCAGCUGCCUAAAUUCAGUGGAAAGAUAUAAUCCAAAAACCAACAACUGGGAGGGAGUGGCCCCAAUGAACAUCCGCAGAAGCACUCAUGAUCUGGUUGCCAUGGACGGCUGGCUCUAUGCAGUUGGAGGCAAUGAUGGCAGCUCUAGUCUCAACUCCAUAGAAAAGUACAACCCUCGGAGCAACAAAUGGGUGGCGGCGUCGUGUAUGUUCACACGCCGUAGCAGUGUAGGAGUUGCUGUUCUGGAGCUCCUCAACUUUCCUCCUCCGUCCUCCCCCACUCUUUCCGUCUCCUCCACCAGUCUUUGACAAAGGGUAAAGACACGCCUUAGCUCCAGCGGCUUGCCCUGCAUGGCCAAGAGGCGCAACUGCUCGGUGUGAGCGAGUGCCACGUGGGCCACAGCGCCUUCCCUCUACCUGGAGGAUUACUACACCGUUCCACAGCUCAUGAGGGUAAAUAAAGGCUGAAAAGAAAAGAAAACACUCUCACACACUCCAGGCAGCCACAGCUCUCACCCUGUAAACCCCAGUGCUUGAAAGUGAAAACUCAUGUUGCUCUGCCAGUUUGCGGUCACUUUGUGUAUGAUGUAUAUUUAAAUGUAUAUGAUUUAUGAUUAUUUUUGGAUUAUUUAAAAUAAUAAAUAAUUACAUUUAAAAAAGAAUAAACAUCUGUAGGAAUGUAGCUCUUGAGAGACUGCCAAGCAUGUUUACAGAAAUGUUGUCUUUGCAGACAAUAAUAUUGUAGUUCUACUGUGCCACACUAGGUGGCAAUAAUGAGCAAUGCUGCCCUGUCUCACCACAGAUGCGCAUGGACAUAUAGAAGCAGAAAAUCUCAAAACGGUGGCUGGACUCUACACUACAUCAAAUCAUAAUAUAUGUUUUAUGUAUUUUCCUAUUUAUUUAUCAAAUGUAAUAUAAGCAUAUGAAAUUAUUUCAGACAUGUUUGAACAAUCACCUCUGUCUUUAAGAUGGGAAAUACUAUAUAGUUUUAAUGGACAUGAUUAUUGCAUAUCAGAGAAACACUGGUGUUAUAUUUGUAUGAAAUGUGAUUUUAGGGAGUUGAUCAGGUAUUCAGUGUUUUAUCUUUUGUGUUCAGUUAUCUUUCUGUAGUCAUGAAUUAAAAGCCUUUGAGAGUUUGAGCUCAAUAUGAGUACAAGCUCUACUAAUAUUACACUAACCAGGAGAAAUGUCUUUUGACUAAAUACAAUAGCCAUACCUAAAACUAGCUGUGACAUAAAAGCUGCACUUUGUCAUUUCUCAUUGUUUUAAAAGGGUUAUCAGUGCUCAGAAUUAAUUCUGAUUAACUAACGGGUAAUCAGUAAUACUAAGACUUCAAAAUCAAGCCCUUUUAUCAAUGUCAGUAACUCAACUUUUAUAAGCUCUCAGUGUUUUAAGUCACAUUAAUCGGUAUUACCUAUUUUUUGGCAUAAGUCUUUAGUUUGUUUCUGGAUUUUAUCUUAUUCAUUACGCAAAGAGGUAGAUCACAUUGAAGUAUGGGAUUAUUUGCUUUCUUACCAGGGUUGUCGGUUUACAAAGUUUAAUUGGAUCUAGAUAGUUUACUGUGUUGUGAUGUCAUUGGUAACAGCAACUACUAAUGCAUCUUACCUCAGAGGGGCAGAGUUGAGCUGUUGAGUGCACUGCUCACCCUGAAACAAGACAAGGCUCGGCAAUCCUCCUUUCUGCCAUUUCACUUAGAUUUGGAAAUGUUGCGUAGUGUUAUAAAAUAUUUUAACUUCUGAGAAGUAAUAAUUUAUUUUCCUUUUUUGAAGGACUUUUUUGAUUUAAAGACACUCGUUCCAGGUCAGUGUAAUGUUUAUGUCCAGGGAAAUCAUAGAGUUUGUGUGUCUGAGGACUACAGAACAUUUUCUGUAGUGGUUGACAGUAAGUACAGUAAAUAACACACAAUCCACCCUACAGAAUGGAACCAUGUAUAUAACCAGAUAUAUUGAAACUCUGUGCAAUUGUCAAUGUAACUGUGGCUUUCUUUUUUUAUUAUUUGGAUUGUACUGUUGUUGUAUGUGUCAUUUAUUUAUAUUGAGCUGGUUAUGUUUCACUAUAUUUAAGAACAAAUGUCAAAAUGAUUUUUGCACUAAUGUGAAAUGGAGCAAUACACUGCUGUAUAAUAACAAAACACACUACUGUAAAUGAAAUAAAGAUGUAUUCAG
Messenger RNA from Xyrauchen texanus (razorback sucker), 5899 nucleotides. It is a transcript of the gene klhl17, whose product is annotated as kelch-like family member 17. The coding region runs from base 2487 to 4043 and encodes 518 amino acids. Lineage: Eukaryota; Metazoa; Chordata; Actinopteri; Cypriniformes; Catostomidae. The record is from RefSeq and is a predicted model, not a curated record. The transcript has 12 exons. Gene Ontology annotation, molecular function: protein binding.